Paramecium tetraurelia is the source of this 1089-nucleotide messenger RNA. RefSeq lists its product as uncharacterized. The record is from RefSeq and is a predicted model, not a curated record. NCBI's taxonomy places the organism in Eukaryota, Ciliophora, Oligohymenophorea, Peniculida, Parameciidae. The transcript is spliced from 3 exons.
AUGAUUGAAUAUCCUUUACAAUGCCAAGUGGAUGGUCACGAGUUCAGUCCUGUCUUGGGAUGUUGCAAGUGCAGAACCUGUAAAAAUUUAAAGCCCUAUUGUCAAUAUUGCAUAAUCGACUUCCAUGCUGAACAUCUAAAACAAUUAUAACCAUUGUCAAAGAUCCCUGAAUGGAUUCAAUAAAAGAUCCUAAUUCAAAAGAGUGUUGGCAAAUAUAUUAGAGAAAUAUCAAUGUUGGCAUAAAACUUAGACGAUAUGCUCUAUCCCUUGUACAUCCAGUCAGAAACAAAUUUAGCAUAUCUAAAUUUAAAGAACUUGAACUUGUUAACUAUUAAAUUACUGAAAAUAGAUACGAUUGAAACGAAAAUAAUACCAAAAUUAAAUGAUUUAAUGACAUACAUAGAAGCCUUGAACAAGGAAAUCAAAACCCUUGACUCCACUGUUGAUUUCGAAAAUCAAACAUCCUCCUUUACAGUUACUUCUGAGUAGAGAGAACUAACCUAAAGACCUUAGGAGAAUUUACAAUAAGAAUCGAAUCUCAGUGGUAAUUCACAACAAAAAAUGGAUUUCAGAUACACCGCUGAAAAAUUGAAUAUCAAUUUCACCAAACAAAACUUGGAGAAGGUCAAAAAAAUUAGUAUAGACAACGGUGGUAAAAUCAUUAAAAGUGGACCUGAUUUUUCAAGACUCAUAAUAUGUGAACCUGAAAUUCCUAAUAAUCUGAUCUCAAGGUUCGCUCUCCAAAUAUUAAAGCACAAAUGGGUUUGUGUUGGAGCUUGUCAUAAAUCAAUCAUUCAGAAAUAAAAAAACGAUUUGAAUCUGUGUAAAAUUGGGCAUGGAGCGUAUUUGAUAGAAAAUUCUGGGUCUACCUAUUCUCAUCUUGAUAAGGAAGUCAACAAUACUGAGCACCCCUUUAAAUUUUUCAAAAAUGAUAUCAUCAUCAUUGAAAUAAAUAUGAAGGAAGGAAAAAUUAUAUGGAGAAAAUAAUCGAAUCUAAUAUUAUGGAAAAUGACAAUAGAUACAACCUUAGAUUUGCAUCCGUGCGUUCACAUAUUCAAUUCAAAAGUAUAAAUCAUAGACGAAUACUGA